AUGACUUUUUCAAUAAUGCGAAAGCGUGUGGAGAAGCGGGCGCUGGAAAAACAGCUCAAAAUAGACGAUAUGGUGGUGUUUGAUGAGGACCUGCCCCACAAACUGGACGAGUGUCGGCUCACUUUUGUCGACUUUGCGCCCAUACUUAAGAGAAAGGACCAUGGUGGCGGCAUACAAAGUGUUCAAUAUUCGGAACUUAUGGAUUUUGCCAACAAAUGGCUGCUAAGGCAGGAGCGCUGGGAUGUGCUGAACGCCGAAACCGUGUCGGCCAUCAUCGAGAUCGUGAUCGACGAGAGGGGUGAAGUGGUGGGCAAACACAUACUCAGCACUUUUACCGUCACGGAAGACAGUGCCGGAUACAAGGAGGGCGUAUCGUAUCACCAUCUUACUCUGAGCAAAGCACCCAUACACUUCCGGGUCAAAAUGUUGCGCCUAUGGCUGUUGACGUUUGAUCCCAACGAGUACAACGAAAAAGUCCGUCCAAUAGUGUCCCAAAUCCAGUUCCGGGACUUUGAGCCCCGUUCCCUGACCGACACUCCCGGCGAGUUUGAGUCGUGCGACGAAUUGAUGGCCAGAGUUAAUGAUGCGGUCAACGCCGAAGAGAUCACCGGCAAAGUGUUAAACGUCCAGACACUGGCCUGCGGUGCCAGUCAUGAGUGGCGGGUCGACACCGAGAGUACCGAAGCCAAGCCAUGGGUGGGCAAAACAGUGUACGUGUUGCGCGUGUUUUACGCCCUUGGUCCUAUACACGAAGAGUUGGUCGGUUUGGCUGACUUUGUGCCCGAGUGUCUAGUGGGUGGGGGUGUUUUCAAGAGACCCCGGUUUGAGUCCCAGUCCUCACUCAUAAGGAAGGCCAGCAAAUGGCUGUCCGAUAAUCCAGAGGUCAAUUUCUGCAGCGCUUCAUCCAUUGAUGUCAAACUCAAGUCAAUGGUUUCAAUAGACACGAAACAGAUGGCCAUCACUCGUGACACCGGGGACUUUGUCCGUAUACUACGGCUCGUAUACACUAAACCACGUGAACUGCCGUCAGAUAUACCCAUCUCAUCAACACUACCGCCACCUCCGCCCGUAUACAUAGAGCACCGGACGUUUGUCGUUCACAAGGGCUACGGAGAGGUCAAGCGAGUGAUCAAUGAGUUCUUGGUACGGGAUGAAUGGCGGGCCACCGAUCAGUACAAGUGGUUACUGUUAAACGUGGAGACUGUGGCCGUGUUUGCGUCCAACGGUCUGCGCGAGUCCCUCGAGACUAAUGCCGACCAGAGUUUUCAGGCUCUCCUGUCCUCCAAUCUGUCAAUGAAUAGGACGGAGUAUUUUGCCAUUAAAUUGUAUUAUGACGUCGGCUACUAUGGUAUCGACCAUUUGGCUACCGGUGUUAAGGCCGAGGAGGAGGCCGAGGCGGCUAAAGGCACCGGUAAAGGCUAGGAAGGCAUACACGAAGACAACGACAAUACAAAUACAAUGACAAUAAUAGGAAAACGUGUGGAAAAGCGGGCGAUGGAAAGGCUGCUGAAGAUUGACGAUAUGGUGGUGUUUGAUGAGGACCUGCCCCACAAACUGGACGAGUGUCGGCUCACUUUUGUUGACUUUGCGCCCAUACUUAAGUCAACACAUGAUGGGAAAGGCACCCAAAGUGUCCAGUACUCGGAGUUAAUGGAUUUUGCCAACAAAUGGCUGCUAAGACAGGAGCGAUGGGAUGUGUUGAGCGCCGAAACCGUGUCGGCCAUCAUCGAGAUUGUGAUUGACCCGAGAGGCGAAGUGGUGAGCAAACACAUACUCAGCACAUUCACCAUCACAGAAGACAACCCGGAAUACCAGGAUGGCGUGUCUCUCCACCAUUUCACCCAGAGCAAAGUACCCAUACUCUUCAGGGUCAAAAUGCUGCGCCUAUGGCUGUUGCCGUUUGACCCCAACAAGUAUAACGACAAACUCCGGCCAAUAGUGCCCCAAAUGCAGUUUCGGGACUUCGAGCCCCGUUUCCUGACCGACACUCCCGGCGAGUUUGAGUUGUGCGACGACGUGAUGGCCAGACUUAACGACGCGGUCAACGCCGAAGAGAUCACCGGCAAAGUGGUGAACGUCCAGACACUGGCCUGCGGUGCCAGU
Molecule: messenger RNA, 2103 nt
Organism: Medioppia subpectinata
Lineage: Eukaryota; Metazoa; Arthropoda; Arachnida; Sarcoptiformes; Oppiidae
Source: the annotation of a GenBank genome assembly